This is a messenger RNA of Sander lucioperca (pikeperch), 1957 nucleotides long. Its product is annotated as mitochondrial antiviral-signaling protein-like. The transcript is spliced from 4 exons. NCBI's taxonomy places the organism in Eukaryota, Metazoa, Chordata, Actinopteri, Perciformes, Percidae. The record is from RefSeq and is a predicted model, not a curated record. Bases 1 to 1776 code for a protein of 591 amino acids.
AUGUCAUUUGCCAGUGACAAGCUGUACAAUGGAUACUUGCGGCAGAAUAUGUCGACCAUUCUGUAUAGAGUGGUACCGACAGAAAUAAUGAUCCAUCUGCCUUGCUUGACUUCUCAUGACAGGGAAACCAUUGAGGCAAAAAGAGAGACUCGUGGGAACAUUGAAAGUAUGGAUUUACUUCUGAAAUGUCUGAAGAGAAGAGAAAACUGGCCAGAGCAGUUCAUCCAAGCACUUGAGGCGUGUGAGCAUCGAGCUUUAGCAGCUGAGAUUAGAGCAGAAUACAACGCUCUGAGAGUCAACAACAAUUCCAACCCUGUCGUCAGGGCACACAUCCAUCCUGCACCCUCUGCCAGUCAUAUGUCCCUCCCAGAGGGUGGUGCAAACAGUCAGGCUAUUGUUGCUCCUCCACAGCCAGCUGCCCAGGCCUCCCCCUCUCUGGAAACCCCUGUGCAGCCACAAGCCCCCCAGAGCUCAGCAGCCAACGUUCCUGAGACAGUUUCCCCAUCUGAGCCCGUCUCUGAGCCUCCACAGUCAACUCAGAAUGAAGUGAUACCCAGUCCAACACCUCCUCCUUCCCCUCUUACCCCACAUAAUCAGGCCACUAAAACCCCACCGCCUCAGAGGAAGAUUAGAUCUCACCAGGAGCCGGUUGAAAACUCUGAAUCAGACAUCCAGGAUAUCUCUGGUGAUAUCGCUGUGAUCCCUGAUCAGGUGAUUGCAGGGAACAGUGAGGUAUCGAUCAAACCUGUGGCUACUCUUCAACCAUCCCGUCCUGUUGAGCAGUCUGAAACAGACUCUCUGUCCCGCCCAGAUCCGGUCCAAACAACAACAACAACCGCCACAGAGGUCAGUCCACCACAGAGUCCCUCUCCAACUCAGAUAAACUCAGAUGGGACCGAUGGAUCCUCUUUCCCCAUGAUGACCCCAGAGAGGCCUCCAGUCCAGGACACCACCCCUCCUGUUGACCUAAAACCUGCUGCUGUCCUGCAGCCUGAACAGAUGUCAGGACCUCCUGCUACACAGGUUGUUGAAAGCAGCCCACAGACAGAAACUGCAGCUACAACCUCCCCCCUGCCUGGUGCUGCUGGGAUGGACGCCUCUCUCUGUGAUGACAGCACGGUGUGUCUGAGCAAGCCUGGCCAACUCAUCAGCAUCCCCCCACAAAAUCAUGAGCGCCCUACUAUCCCUGCGCCCAGCUCACCUUUGCAGCCUUACUCAGGGAAUAGUGAGCGUCUGGAAAUGAGCAACGCUACAGAUGACACUGUGACCUCUGCCUGCCUUUCUGCAUGCUCUGCUGUCAGCUCCACCACCGAGAGUACAUUGAUAGCACUGUCAUGCCAGGAGAACGGCAUUGCUCUUAACCAUAACGAACCAGAGGAAAACCACUAUGACUCUCCUUCUCAGAGUUUGGGAAUGCAGGAGGUGCUGGAGAACGUGGUGCAUGUAUCCGAGGAGGUGUCUAUCCUUAACCUAGACGGCCAAAGCCCAACACCACAAGCUCAAAUCGUCAAUGAUGAAGCAGCCAAGGAGAUCACGCCUGUACCACCACUAUUCACCAACACUGUUGGUACUGUAUCGAGUGUAAACACCCCCUCCAGUGAGAACUACCACCCCUCUGAGCCUGCACCCGAUGAUAUUUCACCAGAGCCGAAGACACUGCAGGAUUUAGAGAAGAAAGUGGCCUCUGGCACCCUGCCAACUAUUACAAAGUACAUUCUGAUCGCUGCAGGAGUGGGUGCCUGUGCACUGCUGAUGGCGUGGAGGUUUAAGAGAUAAGAGGACUUAAUACUAUAGUUCGUAGUUUCUGUCUCCCCCAUGAAGAAUUCUAAGUAAUGACAACAACACUGUCGGUGCAUCCACAUGACGUAAUCCUUCAGUGAUCAUUCACCACCCCCACCCCUGCUCCACGCAGUUGCUAGAAGCGUUUCUCCCAUCAAAUUAAGAAGGACACAGAGGA